Ophidiomyces ophidiicola is the source of this 795-nucleotide messenger RNA. It is a transcript of the gene ABZ2, whose product is annotated as Aminodeoxychorismate lyase. NCBI's taxonomy places the organism in Eukaryota, Fungi, Ascomycota, Eurotiomycetes, Onygenales, Onygenaceae. The transcript has a single exon. Bases 1 to 795 code for a protein of 264 amino acids. Gene Ontology annotation, molecular function: catalytic activity. The record is from RefSeq and is a predicted model, not a curated record.
AUGGCGGGCAACAGCGCUUCUCCUAACUUCCAGAUCAUCACCACCCUUCGCUACGACCCUGUUCUUACAGUACAGGGUUCGGGCUACUAUCUUCUGCCUUACCACUAUGACCGCCUGCUAUCCGCGGCAACUGACUUCCAGUGGACCCGAGCUAUAACCGCUCUUCAAGAACGAGGCCGGGAAGGCUUGCUAGAUAUACUUAAUGGAGAAAUCCUAUCCCAAUUACAACCAUGGCGCAUCCGGGUGCUGGUAAACCAGCAAGGGAACAUAACAUCCGAGUUUGCGCCACUUGAAGCUCGGGCGUCAGAUAUUCUUCUGCCCACUCUGAGUAACGACUCACAUCCAUUCAACCAAGGCCAUCCACCUCCAGCAUGGGUGCUACGGCUUGAUUCCAAAUUCACGCCACCAACGCGAUUCACAAGACACAAGACCACCAAGCGUGAAGCAUACAAUGCCUCGCGGGAAAGGGCAGGAAUAAAUUUCCCACAGCAAACGGUCGAAGUGCUGAUCUAUAGCCCCACGGGCGAAGUGAUGGAGGGCAGCAUCACGACGCCGUAUUUUAAGCGCAGCCGAAGACAGACAGGCCCCAGAGAAGUCGAAUCCGGGCUGGAAGAUGUAUGGGUAACGCCACCGCUGAGCAGCGGUGGCAACGACGGAACGACGAGACGAUACGCCCUGGCACAAGGCCUGUGCGUUGAAGAGGUUGUUGGAAUCGACGACUUGGUGAACGGCGAGGACGUCUGGCUGAGCAACAGCGUGCGAGGAUUCGUCAGGGCAGUCUUGCAACUGGCGUGA